CCCCUCCAUUGAAAACUGCCACAGUGCGCGAGCGAGUGCUUGCGUGUGUGUGUGUGUAGGGUGGGAGGCCGAGCCUGCAGGUGAGGUCAGAGCGUGACAGAGGAGGCAGUGUCUGCGCGGCGUGUGCACGCCCUCAGGUGCCGCAGUCACAGUCGGUGUUUGUCAGUCACAGCCUCCAACAGCCUCCAACAUCCUGCGUGCCUGGAAGAAACAGGGAGGUUGUCUUCCUCUUUUUCUUCUCCUUUUGGUUCCUCUUGGUGUGCCUCGGCGAUGUUCAGUUGGGUCAAGCAGGAGCAGGGCGGCCGCAACAAGGAAGGCGAAAUGUACCAGACGGUGACGGAGGGUCUGCAGAGCCUCUACAGCAAGAAACUGCUCCCCCUGGAAGAGACCUACCUCUUCCAUGACUUCCACUCUCCUGCCUUGGAGCCCGCAGACUUCCAGAGCAAGCCCAUGGUGCUUCUCGUGGGACAGUACUCCACCGGGAAGACCACCUUCAUCAGGUACCUGCUGGAGCAGGAGUUUCCGGGGAUGCGGAUCGGACCGGAGCCGACCACGGACGGCUUCAUCGCUGUGAUGUACGGCGACACGGAGGGCAUCGUCCCCGGCAACGCCCUGGUGGUCGACCCCAAGAAACCCUUCAGAAAGCUCAACGCCUUCGGCAACUCCUUCCUCAACAGGUUCAUCUGCUCUCAGAUGCCCAAUCAGGUUCUUCAGAGCAUCAGCAUCAUUGACACACCUGGUAUCCUGUCAGGAGAGAAGCAGCGCAUCAGCAGAGGUUACGACUUUGCCGAGGUCCUGCGCUGGUUCGGUGAGCGGGUGGACCGCAUCAUCCUGUUGUUUGAUGCCCACAAACUGGAUAUUUCUGACGAGUUCUCAGAGGCCAUCAAAGCCUUCAAAGGCCAAGACGACAAGAUCCGAGUGGUCCUAAACAAGGCUGACCAGGUGGACACGCAGCAGCUGAUGAGGGUGUACGGCGCUCUCAUGUGGUCACUGGGGAAGGUGAUCAACACUCCUGAAGUUGUGAGGGUAUACCUGGGAUCUUUCUGGGCCAAACCGCUGCAGAACACGGAGAACAGGCGUCUGUUUGAGGCGGAGUCUCAGGAUCUUUUCCGAGACAUCCAGAGUCUUCCGAGGAACGCGGCGCUCCGCAAACUCAAUGACCUCAUCAAGAGGGCGCGGCUGGCCAAGGUACACGCUUACAUCAUCAGCUACCUGAAGAAGGAGAUGCCGUCACUGUUCGGACGCGAAAAGAAGAAGGAAGAGCUGAUCAUGAGGCUGCCAGAGAUCUACAGCAUCCUGCAGAGGGAGCACCACAUCAGCCCAGGAGACUUCCCAAACGUCUCCAAGAUGCAGGACAUGCUGCAGCACUACGACUUCAGCAAGUUCCCGUCUCUGAAGAUGAAGCUGGUGGAGUCGGUGGACAAGAUGCUGGCCAACAAGAUUUCCGGGUUGAUGUCCAUGAUCCGAGACGAGGAGUCCAAGCAGCCACCUGCCAUGGUCUCCGGAGGUGCCUUCGAGGGCUCCCAAGACGGGCCGUUUGGUCAGGGCUAUGGCGAGGGCAUCAGCGCCGGGGCCGACGCCGACGACUGGAUCGUGAACCGAGACAAGCACCGCUAUGACGAGAUCUUCUACACUCUGAUGCCUGUAAACGGCAAGAUCAGUGGCGUCAACGCCAAGAAGGAAAUGAUGAACUCGCGGCUGCCCAACACGGUGCUGGGAAAGAUCUGGAAGCUGGCCGACUGCGAUCACGACGGCAUGCUGGACGACGAGGAGUUCGCGCUGGCUCAGCACCUCAUCAAGGUCAAACUUGAAGGUUACGAGCUUCCUGCAGAGCUCCCCCUCCACCUGGUGCCCCCCGCCCACCGCAAAGACCCCACGGCGGACGCCAUGUAUAACCACAGCGAGGACUAGGACUUCUGCUCAGGUCAAAGUUUGCUGACACAUUGUGUCCUUUUAUUUGGCUACAAUGCAAUGUCCUGUGCCUUCAUGCUUUUAUUGGGAAAGAGCCCAGCAUACAACUUCCUGUUUGAAGUGCCUUAUUUUGAAACUCCAAGGCAACUCACAACACUAGGAGCAGAAGUCGGCGGUAAUCUGCCGUGACCUUUGACCUCCUUCAGGAAAAAGUGACAGAAUGGCGAGGUCAAAGGUCAACCUAAUUCCUCUUCCUGUCUAUCAUUUCAAAAAUAAAGUCCGUUUAUUACAGUU
Molecule: messenger RNA, 2205 nt
Organism: Dunckerocampus dactyliophorus (ringed pipefish)
Lineage: Eukaryota; Metazoa; Chordata; Actinopteri; Syngnathiformes; Syngnathidae
Gene: ehd4
Product: EH-domain containing 4
Exons: 8
Coding region: 271-1911 (546 amino acids)
Biological process (GO): endosomal transport; endocytosis
Cellular component (GO): plasma membrane; cytoplasm
Molecular function (GO): GTP binding; protein binding; calcium ion binding
Source: RefSeq, a predicted model, not a curated record